Molecule: messenger RNA, 966 nt
Organism: Pipistrellus kuhlii (Kuhl's pipistrelle)
Lineage: Eukaryota; Metazoa; Chordata; Mammalia; Chiroptera; Vespertilionidae
Product: olfactory receptor 52N5
Exons: 1
Coding region: 1-966 (321 amino acids)
Biological process (GO): G protein-coupled receptor signaling pathway
Cellular component (GO): membrane
Molecular function (GO): G protein-coupled receptor activity; olfactory receptor activity
Source: RefSeq, a predicted model, not a curated record
AUGCUGGCUUCCAACAAUUCAUAUGUGGCUCCAAAAUCUUUUAUUCUUGAUGGAAUUCCUGGUCUGGAGAGAGUACAUGUAUGGAUCUCUCUCCCAUUCUGCACAAUGUAUAUCAUUUCCCUUGUGGGAAACCUUGGCCUUGUGUACCUCAUUUAUCACGAAGAGUCCUUACAUCGUCCAAUGUAUUUCUUUCUGGCCAUGCUCUCCCUCAUUGACCUCUUUACCUGCACCACCACUCUACCCAAUGCACUCUGCAUCUUCUGGUUUAACUUCAAAGAAAUUAAGUUCAAUGCCUGCUUAGUUCAGAUGUUCUUUGUCCAUGGGUUCACGGGUGUGGAGUCUGGUGUACUCAUGCUCAUGGCUCUGGACCGCUAUGUCGCUAUUUGCUACCCAUUGCGUUAUGCUACCAUACUCACUAACUCUAUUAUUGCCAAAGCUGGGAUUGCCACCUUCUUGAGGGGUGUGUUACUAAUGAUUCCUUUUCCUUUCUUAGUCAAGCGUUUGCCUUUCUGCCAAAGCAAUAUUAUCUCCCAUACAUAUUGUGACCACAUGUCAGUGGUGAAGUUAUCCUGUGCUAGCAUCAAGGUCCAUGUCAUCUAUGGUCUGAUGGUUGCCCUCCUGAUUGGAGUAUUUGACAUUUGCUGUAUAUCCGCAUCUUACACUAUGAUCCUCCGUGCAGUGGUCAACCUUUCAUCAGCAGAUGCUCAGCAGAAGGCCUUCAGCACCUGCACUGCCCAUAUAUCUGCCAUUAUCAUCACCUAUGUUCCAGCAUUCUUCACUUUCUUUACCCACCGUUUUGGAGGACACACUAUUCCCCCUUCUCUUCACAUUAUUGUGGCUAAUCUUUAUCUUCUUCUUCCUCCAACUCUGAACCCUAUUGUUUAUGGGGUAAAGACAAAGCAGAUCCGUGACAGUGUCAUAAAGCUCUUCCGGGGUGAGAAAGGUGCAGGUAUUCAGGACAACUGA